Messenger RNA from Ruditapes philippinarum (Manila clam), 3051 nucleotides. RefSeq lists its product as uncharacterized. NCBI's taxonomy places the organism in Eukaryota, Metazoa, Mollusca, Bivalvia, Venerida, Veneridae. The transcript is spliced from 9 exons. The record is from RefSeq and is a predicted model, not a curated record. The coding region runs from base 928 to 2925 and encodes 665 amino acids.
UACGUUUGGUUUUUUUUCACGGCCUGUCUAUAAUAUAUCUGGAUUAUGCAUAAAAUAAACAUAAAUUUGCGCUAGUAAGAUCGCGUGUUUCUACAAAACAGAGGAUUGAAAAUAACGACAAUUAUCACAUCAGAUCGUUUUAAAUAAACUAUCCUGAUUUUCUUUAAAUUCAGAAAACAUAUUAUUUUAAAUAUAUGGAAGUGUAAAUGCUUGGAAACAAAUGGUACGAAAUUAAACGUUUAAAAGGCACAAUAACAAACAGAAUAUUAAUGAGCAAUAUGACAGAUCAGACAUUUCUUUGAUAAGUGAAAAGUGUUGAAUAAUGUUGGACUUAAUAUCAUCUAUAACUGUUCAUUUUACUUUCUAAAAUUGAUUAAUCAUUGCCAAUCCGAUCACCGAAUGUAAGUGAUCUUGCGGGGAUAAGUAUCUGUCUAUCACUAUAGUACGGGAACUUUACAAGUUAAAAUAAUUGCUACAAAGCAAGGGUCUGGCGAUCGUAAUGACAUUACUUUAUACAAAACAAACAUAAUUAUCAAAAUAUUUUAAACACAAGAAUGUUGUUAUAGCCGAAUAUCAUGAUGAGCAAGUUAAACUGACUCUAUAUAAUUAACAAUGUUUAUUGAAAUUGCAAAAAUUGAAAGUUUUACAAAUUCUGAAACUAACAAAUGACAUUUUAAUGUGUAAAAAUAUUAUCCUAUAUUUUUAUAAAAUGAUAAUUAUAAGUAAGGAAUUAUGAAAAAAUUAGUUUCUCAGUUGUCACAAAUUUAUGAUUAUUUAAUACAUCAUGUAACUUUUAAUUAAAACAGAAUAUUUUGGUUCGUUUCAUGUUAUUUUGCCAUGACUGAGGGCGCAAUAAUUUUCGCAUUUUGCAUAAUGACCAGUGGAUGAGUGCACAAAGACGUAAACAAGUGCUCAGAGGCUUUCAAGAUGGCUGCUGAUGAUUGUGUACCUGAAUGCGUAUAUGAAGCGCUGAGAUUUGAAGAAGAAAAUAGGGUGAUACAAGAAAAUAGUUAUCCUUUGUUCGACUGCCUUGCACGGACUAUCAGAUCAGUUUUAGAUAUCAAAAGUCGAUACAAAUGCAAAAACGGCGAUGAUAAUGAUAGCGCGAGUCAAGUAAACACGAUGGAAAUGUAUACGUCCUCAGACUACCUACAUGAAAAGGUUGUAGAUCUACUCUUGACGCAUGCGGCACAGAUUAAGCCUGUCUUGUCAUUACUUUGUGACAACGUUCCUACGGCAGCAAUGCAGAACGAUCAAGAAAUGAGCAAAGAGCAAGAAAAACAUUUGGAGACUUUUUAUCAAACUGUGAUUACGGACUGUUUAAUCGGAACAUAUGAUUCUUUUCCCAUGCUUUGUCUCUAUGCUGCGGCAACUUGCUUACAAACACCUAUUUAUAUCCUUUGCGAAAACCAGAUAGGUAAAAUGCAAUGGGCUUACUAUCAGCCUUUAUUACAAUGUGACGGUCAACCAGAUGGAUUCAAGUAUUUGACAAUGUUCAUGUCAUCACAAAAGAAGUUCCAUGCGAUAGUAUCAAACGAUGGGAAAGCGGGCAUACCAAUUGCUAAAGGACUGAUUGGCAUGUAUUGCUCCAUACUUGAAGACACGUUAGUAACAAGCAUCAUGGUACCAGAUGAGUUACAGAACUUACCGAUAGCAGACAAAAUUAAGAUGUGUGAACAACUUGAUCAUGAAAUAUUUCAGCAAUGCUGUGCUUUGUUUUCUAAAGAAAACGUUGUUCAGAAAGAAGACUACGACAGAAUGACAGCACAUCGAGCUGACAGGUCAGAGUUUACCCGAUUUGUCGAAAACUCACCGGAUGCCUUCAAAAUUGUCUGUCAGGUUUUAAUUAAACUUCGUAAAGGGACAUUCUUAGAACCGUACAUAAGGAAAUGGAAUGAAUUCGGAUAUCUAUCAACAGAUGAAACAACUUUGUUGAGAAAUAUGGCGACUAACUUUGACAUGUCAGGUCGUGAUUAUAUGGAGCUUGAAAGAGUUAAACAAACACUCAUUUGCGAAAAUCAAAGUAGAAUUGUUAAAAGCAAUGGUUUGUCUAUGUUUGAGUGUAUUGCAGAUGGUGUCAAAUCGGCUUUGAAAGCCCAAGGUCAAAACGGAUGCAAAGCUGUCAAUGUAAAUGGCAGAACAAUAAAUGUGAAUACUUUACAAAAAUGCACUGACAAAAACUACCUUCAUAAGGCAGUUAUAGAUAUACUGUCUAAGUAUGCGGAACAGUUUAUCCCCCACUUGCCAUUACUUUGUGGAAAUAUUCCAAAAGCAGCUAAGGCAACUGGACAGAAAAGAAACAAAGACCAAACAAAGGUUUUGAAGAAAUUCUAUAAGAGUGUGGUAAAUGAUUGUAACGACAUUAAAACAUGCCAGUCAUAUGCUGAUCUAUGUAUUUAUGCUGUAGCGACUAGCAUACAUACACCUAUAUAUAUCCUUAGCAAAAACCAGAAUGGAAAAAUGCAAUGGGUUUACUAUCAGCCGUUAUUCGAAAGAGAUGGUCCAAUAGGCUUCAAGUACUUGACAAUGUUCGUGUCAUGCCAUGGGAAGUUCCAUACAAUAGUGUCAGACAAUGGAAACGCAGAAAUACCAUCUGCUACAGGACUGGUUGAAACGCCAGAGACAAACACCAGAAUGUUAAAUGUGUUAGAAAACUUGCCAGCGGUUGACAAACAUAACCUGUAUACAGAGCUAAAACAUGAGGUAGUUUUGGAAUGCUGUCGAUUGUUUAGAAAUGAGAAACUUAUUGAGAAAGAAGAAUACGACAGAAUAACUGCAAAUCGAGCAGACAGGUCAGAGUUUAUACGGAUCGUGGAAAAGUCAGAGGCUGCAUUCAGUAUUGUCUGUCAGGUAAAAUUAUAUGUUCAUCAAUAUAUUUUGUUACCUGUAAUACCUUUCUCUAAGCACAUAGUUCUCAGAAGUUAGUUCUUGCUAUCACCAUGCGUCCAGCGUGCGUCAAUAAGGUAUCAAAGAAUGUCUUAUCAUACUCUACCGGGACUAAAUGUAUGUUUCUAAUAAAAUUCUUUAUCGAUAGGACAGCGUGCUUGACUA